Molecule: messenger RNA, 1658 nt
Organism: Lacerta agilis (Sand lizard)
Lineage: Eukaryota; Metazoa; Chordata; Lepidosauria; Squamata; Lacertidae
Product: zinc finger protein RFP-like
Exons: 7
Coding region: 17-1462 (481 amino acids)
Molecular function (GO): zinc ion binding; protein binding
Source: RefSeq, a predicted model, not a curated record
ACUCGAGGCAGCAGAUAUGGCUGCUUCUGGGGGUCCCGUGCAGGAUCUCCUCGAGGAAGCCACUUGCCCCAUCUGCCUGGAGUGUUUCAGGGAUCCAGUGAUCAUCCCUGAGUGCGGGCACAACUUCUGCCGAUCCUGCCUGAUCCAGUGCUGGGGGGAAUCGGAGGGAGAGGCUUCCUGCCCUCAGUGCAGAGAAAUCAUUCAGCACAGGAACCUCAUCCCCAAUCGGCCGCUGGCAAAUGUUGUGGAGAAACUUACAGUCGGGAAACUCCUUCAUGGGGAAAAGGGGGCCGAAGGAAAAGGGAAGAUGUGCGAGAAGCACCAGGAGCCCCUGAAGCUCUUCUGCAAGGAGGACGAAAGCCCCAUCUGUGUCGUGUGUAUUGCAUCCAAGGAGCACAAGAGCCACGAGGCGAUUCUUCUGGAGGAGGCUUCCCAGGAGUACAAGGAUCAGAUCAGCAGCUGCCUAGAUAAUGUGAGGAAGGAGAGAGAGAAAAUUCUAGUAUUUAAAGCAGACAAAGAAAAGGAAAGCCAUGACCUGCUUAAGCAAAUGGAAGCAGAGAGGGAAAAGAUGGUGGCUGAGAUCAGGCUAAUGCACCAGUUUCUGGAAGAAAAAGAGAAGCUUCUUUUGGCCCAGAUGGAAGAGGUGGAGAAGGAGAUUGCAGCAGAAAGGGAGGAGCACCUGGCCAGACUCUCCGGGGAACUCUCCUCUCUUGACAGCCUCAUCCGGGAGAUGGAGGAGAAGCUUCAGGAACCAGCAAGUGAACUCCUGCAGGAUAUCAGAAGCUUCUUGCAGAGGUCUCAGGUGAAGGAGGGUCCUCCUGUGGCUUUUCUUCCUGCCCUGAAGUGGAGCAUCUGGGACUUCAGAGAUAUAAAUCCCUUCCUGAAGGGAGCCAUGAAUAAAUUCAGAGACACUGUGAAAUAUGGACUUCGGCUGCAAAAAGAAUACGUAACUUUGGAUCCAGACACAGCAAAUCCCUGCCUCAUCCUGUCUGAGAAUCGAAAGAGAGUGAGAUGGACAGAAGUGUGUCAAGACCUGCCAGACAGCCCUGAGAGAUUUGACACAUAUAACUAUGUGCUGGGACGUCAGGGUUUCACAUCAGGGAGACAUUUCUGGGAGGUCACUGUGGGGAGCGAGGGGAAAUGGGCCGUGGGGGUGGCCAGAAAGUCUGUGAAGAGGAAAGGCAAGUUUACCGCUGGUCCUAAGGAAGGGAUCUGGCGCAUAGGGAAGUGGGGUAAUCAAUACAGGGUCUCCACCCACACUGGGUGCCGUGUUCCUAUUCUGGGUGGGGAGCCCAGGAGGAUCCGAGUGACCCUGAACUGUGAAGGGGGACGGGUGUCCUUUUACGAUGCAGAUACAGCAGCCCUUCUCCACUCAUUCUCAGAAGCCUCCUUCUCAGGAGAGACCCUCCAGCCCUUCUUUUACGUUUUCACCAGAGGCUACCUGACAGUCUCUUGGGUGUAGAGACAGACAAACUUCCCAGCUCCCUGCUAAGUAUGCAUUUCAGUGCCUGCAGUCCUGAAUGAGCAGAGAGAUGCACAACAUCAAAGCGCUUCAGGAGCCCUGACACAGACAACGAAGGCAGUAACUCACAGAGGCAAUUAAGCACAGAUAAUGUAUUUUACUACUGGGUCAAAAGCAUAAUGGUUCCCAUUUACAG